Molecule: messenger RNA, 6294 nt
Organism: Contarinia nasturtii (swede midge)
Lineage: Eukaryota; Metazoa; Arthropoda; Insecta; Diptera; Cecidomyiidae
Product: protein amalgam-like
Exons: 14
Coding region: 2138-3781 (547 amino acids)
Biological process (GO): synapse organization; homophilic cell-cell adhesion
Cellular component (GO): neuronal cell body; axon; plasma membrane
Molecular function (GO): protein binding; axon guidance receptor activity
Source: RefSeq, a predicted model, not a curated record
UGUGCCAAUACAAUUCAUAUAGCACACAGGACAGCAGUUGAGCACAGCACCGUGCACAAGCAAAUGAGUGAGUCUUAUGAGCGGCGUGUGUGUGACUGAAAUUCGGGGGUACAAUAGCUGUAUCAAUGGUGUUUACAAUUCAGUCAAUGAAAUGAACGAUGUAAAUAAACAUCAUAAGCCAAUAUUCUCCUGCUAUUGAAGCGUUUUUACAUUUAUCGUCAGAAUUCUGUGCGACACAUUCGAAUCGGCAAAGUCGCUUCAACGUGCUUUUGACCGUUUGAUUGAAUUUAAACAACCGAUCAACAUAACUUUCAAAAAGUCAAAGAAAGUAAGAUAAAACAAUUCAAAAACGACUAAAUAAAGACAACAGUGUAGUUUUUUUUUAAAUUCAAACGAUAUCUUUUUGUUGUUGUUUUCAUUUGAAUCUGUCAAAUACGCAACGAAAUUAAAUAGGAAAGAAGAUUUAAAAGAAAAAACGGUGAACGUGUUGAAAAAGUCAUCAAAACGAUCGGUUGACUGGCUCACUUGAACAUGUCAAUUUGAUUCUGUUAAUUUUCUUUUGUUUUUCCAUUUUGUAUUAUUUAUUGGAUUCAUUAUCUGAUCAAUACAGUAUACCUAAACAACUAUGAACUGAAAGUUAAUAUUUGAACAAUCAAUGAUAGUGAAUUGCUGAAAAGUGAAACAAACAAAAGAACAAACGAUACAAAUAAAUAACGAAAUAAAACACACAAACAAGGUACACACGAAUUUUUUCGCGCAAAUCGAAGAGAAGAGAAAAACAUCUUGGCAUUUUCUUCACCCACCUCAACGUAUUUUUAGUUUAUCUCGUUUCUUGUUUCGCUGUCGUAUGUUUGUGUGCGUGAGUUGUUUUUUUUAUAUUCACGGACAACUUAUUUGUUUCGAUUUUGAUUUUGGUCGUUUUUCACAGACACAACGAUCAUUACAAGCAAUAUUCGAAAAGUUUAUACAAUUAGUGCGUAAAAAAGAAUAAACAAACAGCUGCAAAUUAAGUGUUUAAGUUUUAGUCACAAAACGAACGCGAUUCCAUUCAGUGUAAACGUAAAAUAGAAACGCUGAGACACGCGGAAACUUUUGCAAAUUUCUCAACCAAAAAUUUUCUAUUUGACUUGAGUUGUUGUUCAGUUUUCAACGAAACGUUCAAGUGAUCACACUGCCAUUACUCUUACAAAAAAAAAACACCUCGAAAGAGAGAGAAAGAAAAAGAGCACGCGAUAACGGAAAUGAAAAGCGUAAUAUAAACAAUCAAUUCAUAGUUUGCUCGUUCAUUUGGUUUAACUCGCUCCUUUUAUGUCGACUGCCAAACUUUUGCAGGAACAUAAAUAACCACGGAUAAAGAACAAUAAUUUAAAGAUAGACAUAUUUUUUAACAUAACAAUCAUAAUUUAUUAAAAGUAAUAACAGUUCAUUGCAGCACAUAAUUUUUGAACAAAAUAAAAAUAAAACACGUAUAAAAAUUAAUUUAAAAAAGCACGGACGACAUUGCAAAAUUAUUUAUUUACCGUUUUUUUUCUGUGCACCAUAUACACCUUGAAAGGAAAAGGAAGAACGAUUCACAUGCAAACAUAACAAUUUUACAAUAAAAAAAGGAGUAGUCUUUACUUGAUAUGCAAAUUUAAGGGAAAAAUAGUUGAAAUUCAUUAAAAGUGCAGUGUAUGACCUAUUCUUGAUCAAAUUGAAUUUAUAUGUAUACAUACAGAUUUUUGCCCUGAAAAAAAGAAACAUUUUACAGAGAAAUAGAGAAUUUUCACAUUUAACAAACACUAACUAAUUGAAAAGAAGAAACUUUUCGCACAAACUGUCGGCACAAACUUACCUGACCCGAUAGCGUGAGAGAGAAAUGCAAAGAAAACAUACACUGACAACGGCCAUUUCGAUAAUUUACAAGUGAUACACAGAAAAGAACUGGAAAAUUAUUGAAGAGUUCAUAAUUGCAAGAGAACUGAAGAAAAACGACGCUUCUGAUAAAAAAAGGAGCCAAUAGCAAACAAAAGAACUUUGACUCUGCCAGUUGUUUGUUUGGUGUACGUAUUUGUGUUUGUGUGUUGACAGGAGAAUAUUUUCGGUUUUAUUUUUUUGUUCACGUCUUCGUUUUGCUGUUGCUUAUAAAAAGAAAGCCAUGACGAAAAAUAACGGUGAACGUGGAAGGAUGACGGCAACUUUCCUUCUGGCUAUUUGCAUUUCACUCAUCAAUAAAGGUGUGAUAGCAUCACCGCGGUACACGGACAACUAUAUCGAGGAAGACAAUCAUUCGCCUGGAUUUUUAACGAUUGGUCAAAAAUACAGCAUUGCCAUUGGUUCGACCGUUGUGCUUCCAUGUAAAAUCAACGAAACAGAGCAAACAGGGCAUGUGCUUGCUUGGAAGCAUGGUAUUGCUGUUUUAACGGCUGGCGAUGUAAAGGUGACCAGUAAUCCGCGUAUACGGUUGAUGCCACCGCAAGGGAUCAUUGAUACAUCGGCCCGUUCACAUUCGAAUAGCUACAAUUUGGAAAUUCAAAAUGUUCGCAAUUCUGACUACGGUGAAUAUGCCUGCCAAAUUGGAUCAAUUGUUCCCAAGGAAAUCGUUCACAGCUUAGAGGUUUUGGUACCACCAAAAAUCGAUUAUCUCGCACCAUCUGCUCGGGUUGAGGUAUCAAAAGGUGCAUCAAUUAAACUUGAAUGCAGGGCCCACCCAUCGACGAAUCCCCCGGCGAAAAUCUAUUGGACUCGAAAGAAUAAUGUCAUGCCAAAUGGAGAAGAGAAUGUUACAAGCAGCAUUUUGGAAAUGAUGCAUGCUGAUCGUCACACUGUCGGACACUAUCGAUGCACUGCUGAUAAUCGCGUUGGCCAACCCGAUUCACGUGAAAUUUUUGUCAACGUUUUAUAUGCACCGGAAAUUGAAGUCGAACGUCCAUUUGUGCAUACGGGCGUUGGCCAUGAGGCACAAUUGAUUUGUGUUGUGCACGCGGAACCACAAGCUCAUGUGAUUUGGUAUAAGGAAACAACGCAAAUUGGAACUACCGAACAACUAUCACAACAGAGUCGCGGAAAUCGACACACACUAACCAUUCGCAAUGUCACUUACAAUGAUUUCGGAAACUACACUUGUCAGGCAUCAAAUAGCCUUGGUAAGGAUCGUGCAUCACUUCAACUCAGUGGCAUUCCAUCGGUUUGCACAUUUGAUUCGCCUACACUUAGCAAUCACCGUGAUCAAUACAAUAUCUCGUGGGUGGUACAAAGCUUUUCACCAAUUCUCGAGUAUCGGCUAUUCUACCGCAAGCAAGCAUCCAGCAAUGGUAACGUGAAUCCAACCAGCAACAACGAUGUCAUUCACUAUGAAAAAUUCCCGAACAAUCACAAUAAUUUUCUAUCAACGUCACAAUUUCAUGGCGUAUACGAGCGUCACGCCGAAUGGGAAAAUAUUGUUAUUCCGCAAAUGCAUCAGUAUAAUAAUCAACAGAAUCAUCCGUAUCAACACAUGACAAAUAACCACAAUUCUCGUCACAGAAUGUCAUACCUAAUUAAAAGUCUAGCACCAUCUAGCAAUUUUGAGGCACGAGUACAAGCACGAAACGAUCAUGGAUGGAACAAACUUUCGAGCACUUUUCAUUUUUCAACACGAGCAGAAGAUUUGGAAAUGGAACCAUCUGCACAGCCAGCCGUUGCCAAGACUGCCGGCGUAUUCGACAAAGAUAGUCACAGCAGUUCAUCAGUAAUAGUCAACUCGUUGACCAAAAAAUUAUCCAUUUUCAUAUGCGUUUUGAGUAUAGCGCUUUGCUUAUGAUCCAUUUAACUAAUUUUCAUAAAUCUUAGAGUUGUAUAAAUUUGCGAAAAAAAAAGUUAAAUGGACACACACACACAUACAUAUAACAUUGAAAUACAAAUACACACCAUCCACUUUCUCUAUCUCUCGGUCUCAAUCUUUUUGUCUCGGUGUACACAGUGAACAAUGUCGACGGUGGUACAUAUUUAUUUCGAUACAAACACUCAACCCACAUAUUAGUAGUAUAAAUGUAUAUCGGUUACGUGAGAGUAAAAUUAUAUCUGCUUGUAUUGUUUAAUGCCUCCUCCCCCAAAAGAAGAAAUGGUUUUAAAUCAACCACAUAUGCUUACCUCAUCGCAACACAAACACAUUACACACACAUGCAUACAUUAAGUAUUUGUAUCGAAAUAAAAUUUGAAACUAAAUGAGAAAUUUAAAAGCUUGAGAAAAAAAAAACUUAAAAUGAAAAAAAAAAACAAACACACAGACAUUGACGGCGACGAAAGCAUCACUUAACCAAUUUUAUUCUUCCUGUUUGCGCUCAAGCAUCCGAGCGUAAUCACAUAAAUUCAACCGGGAUUCCACUAAAAAAUUAUAUCAACUACUAUAAUUUUGUGUUUAACUUUUUGAUUUCUAUGUAGCCAAACACCAAUCAUAUAUUUAAAAAAAAAGGAAGAAGAAAUCAACAAAAAAAGUAGACACUUUUUGUUCGCGGGAUGAUGAGAGAAGAAAGAUAUUCUGUAUAAAAUUAAGAUUGAAUGAAAAUACUCAAACGUUAAUGCUUGUCUAGUGGAUUUAAACAUGCCGGUAUAGAAAAAAUUUUCAUUUCAACGUUCGUAUGUGUGCGAGAUAUGCAUUUUGGUAUUUGCUACCAAAACGGAAUAAGGAAAAAAAACGGUAUAUAGUCGAAGCGUAUAAGCAUAGACAAUCCCAAGAAUUUGAAGAGAGAAAUUAUUGACGUCGGCUAUCUUUAAUCGAUAUUUACAAAACAAAGCAACAAAAAAAGAAGAAGAAGAUAACUUUUCACUAGUCGCCAUUGAAACAAAGAAUUAGCUAAGAUUCACACAGAUGUUGUAUUUUAUGAUUUAAGCUCGAAUGGUCGCUUUUAAAUUGAUAGUUUUUUUUUGUCGUCUGCACAAGAUUCUUCGACACCUUAAACGAAAAACUAUUCUUAUAUGAAAGAAACUUCCCCAUCCAUCACCUCACACAAAUAUUUACCUGGAGCACAACAUAAAGAUUUUUGACAAACUUUUGACCAGCUCGACAGCUUUUGAAAAUCACAAAAAAGUUAUGGCAAUAUAUUUUCAAUGAGGUUUUUCACAGUUUCACACAACAACACGAGCAGAUCUUAAUGAACAAAGCUAUACUCAUGCUUUUUAGUUUUCACAUUCAUAAAAAUACCGGUCAUUCCUUUCUGUCUCGAGUCGAAAUGAUUUUUUGGAUGUAUGUGUAUUCGAGCAGACACAAAAUGCAAUUACUAACGACCAUUUGGCUUAUGUCAGUGCUAAUGUUUUCUGCAUACGUUGAAUGCACAUCAGUUUUUACAUACAUAUAUAUAUAUAAACUAUAUUUUUUUGGCUAAAUUAAUUUUAAAAUGACAAAAUGAAAAACUCACAUAUGUGUAGUGUGUAUUGUGCAGAAAUUCAAACGAUUUAAUUAAACACAGAGAUAUAAUUCACAAUCUAAAACUUCAAUACACAUUAAGUGGUUCAAGAUAAUGCGCACUUGUACAACAACCUCGUUUUUUUUCUCUAACAUUAUACCGAAAAUUAAUUAAUUUAGUUCUUUUUUAUGCAAAAAAAAAACAACUUUUCAUACAUUUGCGAAUAUUACCACAAUCGAAUAACUUAAACAAUUUAUGGCGACAGCAAAAAAAAAUAAACACAUGCACUUUGGAAAACUUAAAUUUCUCAACAUUUCUUGUUUGGAAAUUGUAUGAAUGAAAUUUCAACUUCUGAGAAAGUAAAUUCAGCCAAAAAAAAACAAAAUGAAUAAAAAAAAAGUGUGUUGUCGGUAAUUUAUGGGAGGAAAAAUUUAAGUUAAGAUUACAUUUAACAUUCAUGAUGUGAAAUUGUGUUCAAAUGCUCAAAUUCACAAUUUCUCCAUAUAUGUCUUCAUUUUGAUAAACGCAUACGGAUCAAACAAAGAAAUAUAAACCGACUAUUUAUUAAUUUACUGUUCAUUUACUGUUCGAAUACUACCGACUUUUUGGCCACAGAAAAUGUUCGCGAUUCGUACAAAAUGGAAUCGUCAUCAUUGUUACUUUUUUCCGGUCAAUAUAAUGACCGUAUCAUAAUAAAAAUUUGCCCCCGCAUUUCACACGCUAUUAACUCAAAUUUCAUCGUCGUACAUCAAAAUAUAUCAACAAGUUUUUAUCGCGAUUUUUUUUUUUUUUUGGAUUUUGUUUGUUAUUCGGAGAGAUAACGAAGAUGGAUAUAAAAUCGCAGCAUAUUUCAAGUAAUUGCUAUUGCUAAAGAAUGAAAGAAAGUUAAGAAAAAAAUGGAUGUGGCGGGAACAACAAAUAGAAAAAAAAA